Molecule: messenger RNA, 2796 nt
Organism: Aspergillus clavatus NRRL 1
Lineage: Eukaryota; Fungi; Ascomycota; Eurotiomycetes; Eurotiales; Aspergillaceae
Product: putative beta-N-acetylglucosaminidase
Exons: 4
Coding region: 1-2796 (931 amino acids)
Biological process (GO): carbohydrate metabolic process; peptidoglycan turnover
Molecular function (GO): hydrolase activity, hydrolyzing O-glycosyl compounds; acyltransferase activity, transferring groups other than amino-acyl groups
Source: RefSeq, a predicted model, not a curated record
AUGGCCCCGAAAGAGGACAUGCUGCCCCCUGGUUGGGAGGAUUUAGACAGGCAGAUGGGGCAGCUCUUCAUGAUGGGCUUUGACGGAACUUCGGUCAAUCCUGAAAUCCGUUCUCUGAUCGAGAAUUACCACCUGGGCUCGGUUUUGUUGACCGCUAAAAACUUGAAAUCUGCAGAAGAGGCAACGCGCUUAGUCCUGGAGCUCCAAACAAUUGCCCGAGAUGCCGGCCAUCGAGUUCCUCUUCUGAUCGCCCUAGACCAGGAAAAUGGCGGCGUGAACAGCUUGUACGAUGAAAUCUACAUUCGCCAGUUUCCUAGUGCAAUGGGCAUCGCAGCGACUGGAUCCAAGGCAUUGGCUCAUGAUGUCGCGUUCGCUACCGCUCAAGAGCUCAAGGCUGUUGGAGUCAAUUGGAUCCUUGGCCCCGUUCUGGAUGUGUUGACCAACGUACGAAAGCAGCCUCUGGGUGUCCGAACUAGUGGCGACGAUCCCCAGGAGGUGUCGCAAUAUGGCGUUGAAUUCAUGAAGGGUUACCAGGAAGCAGGGCUGGUCACAUGUGGCAAGCACUUUCCCUCUUACGGCAAUCUGGAAUUUCUGGGUUCUCAGACGGACGUCCCGAUCAUCACCGAGUCACUAGAACAGCUCAGCUUGACCGCAUUGGUCCCGUUCCGAAAUGCCAUCAUCCACGGUUUAGAUUCAAUGAUGGUCGGAGGCGUCUCCAUGUCAUCUGCGGGCGUAAAUGUCAUGCACGCUUGUUUGAGUGAACAAGUUGUUGACGAUUUGUUGCGGAAAGACCUGAAGUUCAACGGGGUAGUCGUUUCAGAAUGCCUCGAAAUGGAGGCGCUUACACACAAUAUCGGAGUUGGCGGGGGAACAGUAAUGGCAAAGAACGCAGGAUGUGAUAUCAUUCUCUUGUGCAGAUCCUUCCCAGUGCAGCAGGAGGCCAUCAAUGGACUGAAAGUAGGAGUUGAAAAUGGCAUCCUGGGCCGAGCUCGAAUAGAGCAAUCGCUGCGCAGGGUCUUGGCCAUGAAGGCGAGAUGCACCUCUUGGGAACAGGCUCUGAAUCCUCCGGGUCUGUCGUCUCUCACACAAAUGCAGCCAUCCCAUACUAGCUUGUCCAAGAGGGCAUAUAACAGUUCGAUUUCUGUUAUACGUGACAAGCAGAAUCUUCUUCCGCUCUCCAACAUUAUCGAGCCCAACGAGGAGCUGCUGCUGUUGACUCCUCUGGUGAAGCCGUUACCCGCGUCCGCAGUAUCUCGAUCAGUGACCGAGCAUGUCAAUCCUUCCCUUGACCCAAUCGCUUGGGAUCGAACCGCGUCUGUUCUGAGUGGGGAAAGUGUGUUCAAGGAACUGGGUCGAUCUCUCUCGCGUCAGAGAAGUGGGCGAGUCCUACAUACCUCUUAUACGGCUAACGGUGUUCGGCCUAUCCACGAGAACCUAAUAGACCGUGCUAGUGCCGUCAUCAUCGUCACGGCAGAUGCGAACCGGAAUAUGUAUCAGCACGGGUUUACGAAACAUGUAUCCUUGAUAUGUAGGUCUCAAUUCACUCCGUCCGGUGAGCCUCGAGAAAAGCCGGUGAUUGUCGUGGCUGCUAGUUCUCCUUACGACUUUGCCAUGGAUCCGACCAUUGGGACUUAUAUCUGCACAUAUGAUUUCACAGAGACUGCCUUGGAGGCGUUGGUCAAAGUCCUGUAUGGAGAACUUACCCCCAAAGGCUCAUUGCCGGGUUCUAUUAGCCGCAGCCAGAAGCUUCACCAAGCACGGCAGCACUGGCUCGUGGAGAGCUGGAAUGAGGAACGAGACGCAGAAGCUUUGGACGCUUUGCUUGACGCAGUCAGAGAUAAUUGUGCGCAAGGUCAGCGCUCCGAGUUGUUGGGUGCGUCAUCCAGCAGCUUCUUGCUGCGAAGAGAAGAAAUCGACGAGGCACAUUUCGUUGUCCGGAACAGUAGUACACAAGCUUUAUAUGGAUUCUGCUCGACCUAUUUCUUCAGGUCUACCGGUACUGGCGUUAUUGGGUCUCUGAUUGUGGAUCCUGCAAGACGGAAAUUGUCAAUUGGGACUUCCUUGCAUAAUCGUGCAAUUCGAACGCUCCUGCAGCGAAAGGGCAUGCGGCGAUUCCAAUUGGGAUCGCGUCUUCCAGGUAUAUUUCUGGGCGUCCCGUCAUCCAAUUCGGUCGAACGAAAAAGGUUACGACAGUGGUUCGCGAAUUUAGGCUGGAACACUGCCCUUUCGCGACCCGUUUGUAGUGUUGUGCUACGCAAUCUAUCAACAUGGGCACCGCCGGACGGUCUUAUUCAAGCAGUGAAGAAUACGGAUGUGGCCUAUGACCUGGUUUACGGGUGGGAUUAUGCUGAACCUGUCCUAGAUCAUGUCAGAACCCAUUCCCGACAGGGACUGAUCGACAUCUACAAGAUUGCCUUGGGGGGAGCACCCAACUGCGGGAUCAUCAGAGCAACGCGUCCAGAUGAUGGGGCAAUCCUGGGUACCGUGGUCAUAUAUAAUGGACGGGCCCCCUUAGCCGAAUAUAUGCCUGCCCUGAGAGCCACACGUACCUUGACUGGAGGUAUAUCGUCGCCGGUCAUCUCGCCAUCCGUUGGAGAGUAUGCUACCGUGAUGCAGGGCCUGGUUCUUUUGGGUAUCAAACAGAUCCGUAAACAAGGUGCAGAUGCGGUACUCAUGGACUGCGUCGAUGGCGACAGUAACUUCGAUUGUCUUUCCGGGAUGGGGUUCAGUAUGCUUCAUAGUUUUGAAGAAGUCAACUGUGAUGCGACGACUUGGACCCUGAUGCCAGCAUCGUAG